Lagenorhynchus albirostris (white-beaked dolphin) is the source of this 3338-nucleotide messenger RNA. It is a transcript of the gene ZBED1, whose product is annotated as zinc finger BED-type containing 1. The record is from RefSeq and is a predicted model, not a curated record. Gene Ontology annotation, cellular component: nucleus. The transcript is spliced from 2 exons. Gene Ontology annotation, molecular function: DNA binding; protein dimerization activity. Lineage: Eukaryota; Metazoa; Chordata; Mammalia; Artiodactyla; Delphinidae. The coding region runs from base 1099 to 3204 and encodes 701 amino acids. Gene Ontology annotation, biological process: regulation of transcription by RNA polymerase II.
ACAGUUUUUAAAGGUUAUACUCCCUUUAUAGUCAUUAUAAAAUAUUGGCUGUAUUUCCUGUGUUGUACUAUGUAUUCUUGUAUCUUAUUUAUUUUAUACCGAGUAUUAUAGUUCGUUCUUCUCAAUCCCCUUCCCCUAUAUUGCCCCUCUCCCUUCCUUCUCCCCACUGGUAACCAGUAAUUUGUUCUGUAUAUCUGUGAGUUUGCUUCUUUUCUGUUAUAUUCACUAGUUUAAAAAAAAAUUUUCUUUUGGAUUCCACAGAUAACUGAUACCAUACAGUAUUUGUCUUUCUCUGUCUGACUUAUUUCAUUAAACAUAAUAAUCUCCAAGCCCAUCCAUGUGGCUGCAAAUGGCAUGACUUCAUCCUUUUUUAUGGCUGAGUCGUAUUCCACUGUAUAUAUGCACCGCAUCUUCUAUAUCCAUCCCUCUGUCCAUGGACGAUGGCCGUUUAGGUUGCUUCCAUGUCUUGGCUGUUGUGAAUAGUGGUGCUGUGAACAUGGGGGUGCAUGGAUCUUUUUUCUAAUGAGUGGUUUUGUUUCUUUCAGAUAAAUAUCCAGGAGUGGGAUUGCUGAAUCAUACAGCAUCUCUAUUUUUAGUUUUUUAAGGAACCUCCAUCCUGUUCUCCAUAGUGGCUGCACCAGUUUACAUCCCCACCAAUGGUGUAGGAGGGCUCCCUUUUCUCCACACCCUCACCAGCAUUUGUUAUUUGUGUUCUUUUUGAUGAAACCCAUUCCGCUGGGUGUGUGUGUGUGUGAGGUGAGAUCUCAUUGUGGUCAAAAAGGCAUCAUUUCAAAACAUAAAAUUAGAAAAAGCUCGUAUUUAAUGCCACUCUGACGACUUGAUAUCCACUUGAGACCCUCUGUUUUCGUCUUCUGAUUGGAGCCCAUCUGAUGGUGGCGUGUGGCACGCGUGCUUGCCGACCAGGUUUUCGGUUGGGGAGGUGGGUCGUCUUGGGCUGGCGGGGCGCUUGGGAACGUGGCCUCCGUCUGGAGAACAAGCCCCCCUGCUUGGCGUCGGGGCUCCUGGAUUUCCUAGAACAGGACAGAGUAAAGCAGCUCAGGUCGUCCCGAAUGAGCGAGGCCCGGCCUGGGUGGCGCAAUGGAGGGCAAGAGCCUGGAGGGCGCGCAGACCGACCUCAAGCUGGUGGCGCAUCCGCGCGCCAAGAGCAAAGUGUGGCGCUACUUCGGCUUCGACACGAACGCCGAGGGCUGCAUCCUGCAGUGGAAGAAGAUCUACUGCCGCAUCUGCAUGGCCCAGAUCGCGUACUCGGGCAACACCUCCAAUCUGUCCUACCACCUGGAGAAGAACCACCCCGAUGAGUUCUGCGAGUUUGUCAAGAGCAACACGGAGCAGAUGCGCGAGGCCUUCGCCAGCGCCUUCUCCAAGCUCAAGCCCGAGGCCGCGCAGCAGAGCGCGCAGGAGCCGCCGGCCGCCAAGGCGGCGGCGGCGGCGGCGGCGGCGGCGGUGCACGGCCACGAGGGUCGCAGGCAGCAGGAACUGACGGCCGCCGUCAUGGGCCUCAUCUGCGAGGGGCUCUAUCCCGCGUCCAUCGUGGACGAGCCCACGUUCAAGGUGCUGCUGAAGACGGCCGAGCCGCGCUACGAGCUGCCCAGCCGCAAGUUCUUCUGCGGCAAGGCCAUCCCCGAGCGCUACGGCGCCGUGCGCGACGCGGUCCUCAAGGAGCUGGCGGAGGCCGCGUGGUGCGGCAUCUCCACCGACCUGUGGCGCAGCGAGAGCCAGAAUCGGACCUACGUGACGCUGGCCGCGCACUUCCUGGGCCGCGCCGCCCCCCACGGCCUCUUCCUGGGCUCCCGCUGCCUCAAGACCUUCGAGGUGCCGGAGGACAACGCGGCCGAGACCAUCACGCGCGUCCUGUACGAAGCCUUCAUCGAGUGGGGCGUCAGCUCCAAGGUCUUCAGCGCCACCACGGACCGUGGCAAGGACAUCGCCAAGGCCUGCUCGCUGCUGGACAUCGCGGUGCAGAUGCCCUGCCUGGGCCACACGUUCGACGCCGGCAUCCAGCAGGCCUUCCGGCUGCCCAAGCUGGGCGCGCUGCUUGGCCGCUGCCGCAGGCUGGUGGAGUACUUCCAGCAGUCCACCGUGGCCAUGUACAUGCUGUACGAGAAGCAGAAGCAGCAGAACGCCGCCCACUGCAUGCUGGUCAGCAACCGCGUGUCCUGGUGGGGCAGCACGCUGGCCAUGCUGCAGCGUCUCAAGGAGCAGCAGUUCGCCAUCGCCGGGGUCCUCCUGGAGGACAGCAACAACCACCACCUCCUGCUGGAGGCCGCCGAGUGGGCCACCAUUGAGGGCCUGGUGGACCUGCUGCAGCCCUUCAAGCAGGUGGCUGACAUGCUGUCUGGGUCCAAGUACCCCACCAUCAGCAUGGUGAAGCCCCUGCUGCACAUGCUUCUCAACAGCACGCUCAACAGCAAGGAGACGGACUCCAAGGAGAUCAGCAUGGCCAAGGAGGUGAUCGCCAAGGAGCUCGCCAAGACCUACCAGGAGACGCCCGAGAUCGACAUGUUCCUCAACGUGGCCACCUUCCUGGACCCGCGCUACAAGAGGCUGCCCUUCCUGUCCACCUUCGAGAGGCAGCAGGUGGAGAACAGGGUGGUGGAGGAGGCCAAGGGGCUCCUGGACAAGGCCAAGGACGGCGCCUACCGCGCGCCCGGGGACCAGCUGUACGCCCCGCCCGAGGAGCCCCCCGUGAAGAAGCCGGCGCCCUCGGCCACGCCGCCGCCCGCCAGCGUCAUCCACGACAUGCUGGCCGAGAUCUUCUGCCCCGCGGCGGGCGUCGAGGACCAGGACGGCUGGCGCGCGCAGGUGGUGGAGGAGCUCAGCAACUUCAAGUCGCAGAAGGUGCUGGGGCUCAACGAGGACCCCCUCAGGUGGUGGUCCGACCGCUUGGCGCUCUUCCCGCUGCUGCCCAGGGUGCUGCAGAAGUACUGGUCCGUGGCGGCCACGCGCGUCUGCCCCGAGCGCCUCUUCGGCUCCUCGGCCAACGUCGUCAGCGCCAAGCGGAACCGCCUGGCCCCCGCGCACGUGCACGAGCAGAUCUUCCUGUACGAGAAUGCGCGCGGCGCCGCGGCCGAGCUGGAGGAUGAGGACGAGGGCGAGUGGGGCCUGGGCCACGAGCAGGCGUUCCCUCUGGGCGACGCCGGCCACGCCGGCUACUUCGGCCUCAGGGACGGCAGCUUCGUGUAGCGCGGCGGGGGAGGGUGGGGGGAGGGGACCGCGCGUGGGCGCCUCUCGUCGGAUGCUUGGCUGUCAGUACUGACUCCGCCGGUGGGCGCGCUGCCCGGGACAGAGGAAAUGCACAAAACAGAGAGAUGGACCUU